Nilaparvata lugens (brown planthopper) is the source of this 1613-nucleotide messenger RNA. RefSeq names its product neuronal acetylcholine receptor subunit alpha-6. NCBI's taxonomy places the organism in Eukaryota, Metazoa, Arthropoda, Insecta, Hemiptera, Delphacidae. The transcript is spliced from 6 exons. Gene Ontology annotation, biological process: regulation of membrane potential; chemical synaptic transmission; monoatomic ion transmembrane transport. Gene Ontology annotation, molecular function: transmembrane signaling receptor activity; extracellular ligand-gated monoatomic ion channel activity; neurotransmitter receptor activity. Gene Ontology annotation, cellular component: membrane; neuron projection; synapse. The record is from RefSeq and is a predicted model, not a curated record. The coding region runs from base 885 to 1613 and encodes 242 amino acids.
ACGUAUAGAAAUUUAGAAAUUCGGGUACCUUAAUUUUUCUCGGAAAGCAAUACUUUCCUUACCUAUGGUAAUAGGGCAAGGAAAGUAAAACUACUGCCUGUAGCGCAUGAGAAAAAAACAGUAAACAGAAAAUUAAAACAGCACAAAUCUUACUUGGGCUAUUAUAUUCUAUAAAUUCUAUAAAUGUGUUUCCAAACCCAUAUUGUUUUAAUUUUUUUAUUAGAUACAGUAAUACACGUCGGUGUUGUUCAAGGUUACUGAAUUCUCUACAAGUAAAUUGAUAGUAAUUUUCAUUAAUUACAAAUAAAUUGCAUAAUCUAAUUUUUAAUCUUUCAUUUAAUGGAUCUAAAUACAAUACAAUAAUUGAUUUACAAAUGAAAUCGAUAUAAUAAGAUUUGUACAACUCAUAUUGCUAACUCAUAAAUUCGCCCAAAAUGACAUGAAAACCCAGUUUUAUCAAGCUGCGUUUACACUAAAGUUAUUAACAAAAUGUUAAUAACAUAAUCCUUAUAGACAUUAGAUUGAAUAUAACUUAUCAUACACAUGAUGAGCAUAUGUUUGUCAAGUUCCGUUCAAUUUAAUAGAAUCUAUAAGGAUUAAGCUAUUAACAUUUUGUUAAUAACUUUGGUGUAAACCCAGCUUUAUACUUCUAUUCGUAUCCUCAGUUUAAGUGACAUAGCCUAUCGUUGAAAUGAUAAUGGCUAUUAACAGUAGUAAAAAUACUACUGCCACAGACUAGAUAAAAACUUGUCUAUUCCAAUUGGAGUAAAGCUGAAAAUGGGGAGUAACUCAGGGUAUCAUAUUUCCUGAUAAUAUAUCCUAGUUCAACCGAUCUGAAAUUAUUCAUUUUUCCAGUAAUUUUUGUUGGAAGUUGAUUCUUAAAUAUGAAUGGAAUGGUAUUUUACAGCACUGCCCUGAUAAUCCUCAUGAAAUAUUUGUCAGGAGUCGUUGAAGGAAAUUCCAACUGUGAAACUGAGCUGUUGCCAAGACUAGUUCUGCGAUGUAAUCUGCUAGAAAACUACUUGGAAAGACCAGUCCAAACUACUUCCACCAAAGUUCAUGUGAAUACUACAAUCUUCCCAAUUGAUAUGGAUUUUCAAGAUCACAUGCAAAGCUUGGAAGUGACUCUAUGGAUGAAUAUGACAUGGAAAGAUGAAAAUUUGGUUUGGAAUCCCAAAGAUGCAGGCAUAAGUAGCAUCUUUAUUGAAUGUGAUGAGAUUUGGACUCCUGUUCUAACAUCCCUAGAUCGCAGGAAGAUUGAUGAAAACUAUGAAGGAGUAUUUUGUGAAUUGAGCUAUGAUGGUGUUGUAAAGAGAACUGUUACUAAGACUUUUGUGAAUACUUGUUACAAUGGACUAGAUUUCAGUCUAUGGCCGUUUGAUGAGCAUCAAUGCUCGAUUUUCAUUGGUGUUCCACAAACCAGUGACCUCGACAUCUAUUUCAAAGUGGAGGAAUUUGAGAUGCAUGCGUUUGGUAGAGAUACCGCAUGGGUUGUUGAGGUGGUAAAACCUCCACCAAUUAUCCAUCCAGUCAAGAGAUUUGAAUUGGAAUUCAAGUUCAAGAGACCACGCCUUGUCCAAGGAAGCGUCAUCAUCUUUACAACCAUGGGUUAG